AUGGCAUCUGCAGUAAGUCGUGAUCAGUUUUCUCAAAAGUUAGAAGCUUUAAUCGAAAGUAAACGAGAAGACAAUUGUUUCUAUUUUUCUCAAGAAAGGUUUAAAGUAAAUUCUGCUAAAAGUAAGUGCAGUACACCUCUGGACUACAGGCAUUUAAAACGUUUUGACAUAUUAAAAAUCACGGAGCCAUCACUGUGCUAUCAUAAUUUGAUUGGCUACGUAUUUGACAAUAGCGAAGAAAGAGGAGCAUUCGAUUCUUUGGAAAGGGAAGAUGUUCAAGAACAAGAUAUAACAUUGAUUGAACAAGCAGAUGAUGCGGAUGCCUUCGCAGAGGAGGUGCUCUCGGCGGCAGUAUCACCGACAGGGGUUUUGGAGCAUAUCAGCACGCCAAGCCACUCUAGAAGCUCUCCAAGGGUGAGCAUGACAAGUGCUCCCCAAAAAAGGAAAAGGAAAGGAGAGGAUACAGAUCUUAUGGGGGAGGUCAAAAGUAUCUUGCAACAUAUUUCCCAAAGACUGGGACAAACCAGGGAGAAAUCCUCUAACCAGAUCUUUGGGGAAUAUGUUGCCUCAAAGCUUGACCGAAUAACGGACAGUGAGAUAGGAGAUGAGGUUGAAGCUGAAAUUCGUCCAAGUAGUGCUGAAGAAUGGAAAAAACUAGCAGAUGACUUCUACAUCAUGUGGAAUUUCCCUUUCUGCCUAGGAGCUUCAGGUGGCAAACAUGCUGAUUUUGAAGCUCCUAAAAGUGUAGGCUCGUUUUAUUAUAAUUAUAAACGACGAAAGAGCAUAGUUCUCCUGGGACUAGUAGAUGCCAACUAUAAGUUUUUGUAUGUUGAUGUAGGCGUAAAUGGCAGGGUUAGUGAUGUUUUUAGAGAAAGCAGUCUCAGAAAGGGAAUUGACAGAAACAUUCUGGACUUUCCAGAAGAUUCCUUUCUGCCAAACAGUAAUAUCAAGAUUCCAUAUGUAAUAGUUUGUGAACAUGCCUUCCCACUGACCAAAAAAACUAUUAAGCCGUAUCCUCAACGUGGAUUAUCCAAUGAAAAACGAAUUUUCAACUAUCAUGUAUCAAGACCAAGAAGAACUGUUGAGAAUGCCUUUGGAAUCUUAGUCAGCAGAUUUUGA
Molecule: messenger RNA, 1119 nt
Organism: Acanthoscelides obtectus
Lineage: Eukaryota; Metazoa; Arthropoda; Insecta; Coleoptera; Chrysomelidae
Source: the annotation of a GenBank genome assembly